AAAAUGGCUGAAAACUCGUAUAAACCGCCGGAAAAGAUGAUUAAAAAUGUGUUCGACCUGAAUCCGUGGUACUUUUCCAAGGCUUACGAGGAGUACCUGGCUUUCUUGCAUCGUUUGAAUGAUUCUGUAGUUGGAGUUCAUACAACUGCAGACAUGAGAUGCACAGACUUGGUUAUCAGCUUUAUCGACAUGCUGGAUAAGCUGGAGAAAUGGGCUGAGGAAAUUCCUCUGGAAGAUGUUUCCGAGCAAAGAUUUGGCAAUAAAGCUUACAGAAAGUUUUAUGAGAAGCUUUGCAAGGAAUCCCCAGAUCUCCUAGCCAGCGUUCUUCCGGAAAACGUCCACGAUGCUCUAGUCGAACUGGUUCCAUAUUUCACAGAAUCCUUCGGAAACGCCACUCGAAUCGAUUACGGCUCGGGACACGAGGCGAAUUUCCUAAUUUUGCUGUUUUGCCUGCAAAAGUUGGGCGUUUUCACAGAAAAUGAUGACAAAGUGCUCGUUCUUCGCAUUUUUAACAAGUAUUUGAGAGUGUGCCGUCAUCUGCAGACCAGAUUCAAGAUGGAGCCGGCUGGAAGUCGUGGAGUUCAUGCGAUUGACGAUUUUCAGUUCGCGCCGUUCAUUUUUGGAAGCGCUCAGCUUAUUGGUUCAAAAAGUAUCGUGCCGGACAGUUACCUAAAAAAGAAUAUUGUUGAGACUCACGCCCACACAAGUCUUUUCCUGGACUGCGUAAACUUUAUCAAUCAAACAAAAACCGGCCCUUUCCACGAACAUUCAAAUCAACUUUGGAAUAUCUCAGCAGUUCCACACUGGAAAAAAGUCAAUAGUGGAAUGUUUAAAAUGUAUGAAGGAGAAGUUUUAAAGAAGUUUCCAGUUGUUCAGCACAUGAUGUUCGGCUCUUUAUUCUCAUUUGAUCGAUCGGAGCAUCCAAGAGAAUCUAUGGAAGAUGCUCCGUCACAGGAUCCGAUGCCUCCAAGAGCUCCGGCUCAGCAUGGAAUGUUCGCUUUUAAGGUUAAUUCGGAGAAGAAAAUGAUCCCAUCCGCCGCCAACACUUCAACCGUCCAUUCGUCAUCUGUCGUCGAAUCUGGAGACUUGCGACGUCUUCACAGUGAGAAACAUCCCAACGAGCACUGCCCACCACCAAUGGCCGAUGCAUGAUCUCUACUAUAUUAAAAUAUUUAUUCAUUUUCCGUGAAAAUCAUGACUGUAUAUCUACAUUUGUGCAUCAAUAAAUUGUCUGUGUAAAGCGCU
Molecule: messenger RNA, 1245 nt
Organism: Caenorhabditis elegans
Lineage: Eukaryota; Metazoa; Nematoda; Chromadorea; Rhabditida; Rhabditidae
Source: RefSeq